Suillus fuscotomentosus is the source of this 891-nucleotide messenger RNA. RefSeq lists its product as uncharacterized. The transcript is spliced from 4 exons. NCBI's taxonomy places the organism in Eukaryota, Fungi, Basidiomycota, Agaricomycetes, Boletales, Suillaceae. The coding region runs from base 1 to 891 and encodes 296 amino acids. The record is from RefSeq and is a predicted model, not a curated record.
AUGCCGAAGCCAGCAUUUUGCAAGGGCAAUCCUGAUGAAUCAGUACCCUGCUAUUGUGAAGAGUACUCGGCACCCACCAAUAUUCCAGUUGGCCAAAAAGAGCUUUGCGCUGAAUGUUUGCAUGGGAAGAGCAAACAUCCGCGACCUCAACCACCUGUACUGCCAGUGGCUGAGCUACCAGCAGUCACUACUGCAAAGGAACGAGCUGGAGUGACAGCUAUAUUCAAGCAAUCACUCGCUCGACGAGCUGGACAAGGUAGUCAGAAUACAACUACUGUGACGGCUGCGAGAGAUGAGGUGAUGGCAGGAUUUCACCCAACUGCAAAGCAGAAAUUCCCAGGCAGGAUUGUAUCCUCGAGACAGGCCAGCUCUUCAAAGCAAGGUCAUGUCCCGAUCAAAGUUGGUGCCAUUGCCAUCUUGGUCAAUUACCUUGAUGACAAAGGAGAGUUGUUGACCACAAUUCCGCCUGUCAAGACAGAGAUGUCAAAGUUCAAGCGAAGGGGAUGUGCUCACUUUGAUGGAGAUCAGUCUGAGGACGGCGGCAGUGUGGAUUUCAGCUUUUGCUUGGACUGGACAUUUGAGGAAGUUGAUGCUUACAUUCAAAGACUAUUUCCAAAAGUCUUUGAAUACCUUGACUCUGUAAAGGUUGGUGAUGUAAAGGGGAAGGCUACAGACAAUGGGGCAUCUGAAUGGGUGUUAAUUUCAAAAGAGAACUGCAGGCUGAGUGUCGCACCUGAGCCCUUCCCAACUGGCAAACAUCUCGAACGGUACAAAGGCAGAAGCAAUGCCCCACUUCAACAGACAAAUAUUUUUAUCGGUAUCCGGAAAUUCAUACCUGAGCAUACUUAUGCACGCUGGGACCCAGACAUGGUCACCCUUGGCAGCACUUAA